AUGACAGAGAGCAAAGUACAUCCUCUAACAGGACUUUCUUCUGCGGAGAUCAAGAGAGCCGCUGCCAUUCUCCAAAAUAUCUACCACAAAAAUGAUGGUGUACUAGAAAAACUGCGGUUUCAGCAUAUCACCUUGCAAGAACCACCAAAGGAGCUGCUAAUGUUGUAUCUUGACGCUGAAUGUGCCGGCGUAGAAGCUUCUGAAAGGCCCUUCGUUCCCCGACUUGCCGAGAUUACAUAUCGAGAGCCUGAUGGCCCGACUUACAUGAAAACCGUGGUUAGUCUUGAUACCGACACUGAAGUGAGUACGAUUCGGAGCCAGCAAGGACAACAUGGGGGUCUUGACAGGGCUGAAGUAAUAGAAACCAACAUUAAGAUACUAACGGAUCCGGAUGUGCGUCGCGAGAUAGCGAAGUUCAACCUACCCGAAAAUGUUACGGUCCAGUGCGAUACGUGGCCGUAUGGCAGUGACAAUUCUUCUGAGCCAGACCAUCCAAAAUUGAUACAAUGUAUUUUGUACGCUCGCGCUUCUCAUAACCAUCCGGAAAGCAAUCAGUACUCGUUCCCCCUUCCCAUAUCACCUGUGUAUGACCCUUUCCAGAAAAAGCUUGUUCGGAUCGACCCUAUAGCCACUGGGGGUAAAGAGGAUGGCCUGGCGUAUAGAACAGUCCCAGCCGAUGUAGCACUAGCUCAUUGUACCGAGAAUGAGUACUUUGCAGAGCUGCAGAAGACGCCGCAGCGGAAGGACCUGAAGCCGCUGCUAAUCGUGCAACCAGAGGGAGUGAGUUUCGAUGUGCAAGACGGUAGCUUGGUAUCAUGGCAGAAAUGGAGUUUUCGUGUCGGUUUCAAUUGGCGAGAGGGAAUGACCGUCCACGAUGUCCGAUAUGAUGGUCGCAAGGUUUUCUAUCGGCUGAGUUUGAGUGAGAUGACAGUUCCAUAUUCUGAUCCUCGUUCUCCACUUCACCGUCGCCAGGCUUUCGAUCUGGGCGAUGCAGGGGCUGGUUCGUGCGCCAAUCAGUUAGCCUUAGGCUGUGAUUGCUUAGGUUCAAUUCACUACUUUGAUUCCUGGCUCAGUGAUGAUCAAGGUAACCCAGUUCAUGCGAAAAAUGUAAUUUGUUUACAUGAACAGGAUGGCGGGAUAGGAUGGAAACAUACCAAUCCACGUACAGAUGUUGCUGCGGUAACCCGAAAGAGGGUUCUAAUCUUACAAAGCAUCAUCACUGUUGGUAAUUAUGAAUAUAUCUUUGCGUGGCAGUUCCAGCAGAGCGGAACGGUCGAGUUUGACACUAGAGCAACCGGAAUCCUGGCCACCAGCCUCAUUGAUGCGGGCAAGACCAGCUACUGGGGAAACGUUGUCUCGCCAGGGGUGCUCGCCACAAAUCACCAGCAUCUGUUCUGUCUCCGGAUCGAUCCUAUGAUUGAUGGUUCCAACAACAGCUUCAUUCAGGAGGAGGCAGUCAGUUUGCCCAUGGACGGCGACAAUCCACACGGCAAUGCGUGGAAGAUCCGAAAAACGCCAUUAGAGCGAAGCGGGUUUGCAGAUGCUGCUCCUCUCCAGGGCCGCAUUUUCAAGAUAGUGAACGAGAAGCAGCUCAAUCCGAUCUCUGGAAACCCAGUGGGUUUCAAGCUUGUUCCUCAACCGUCGCAGCUGCUCCUUGCUGAUCCAAUGUCCAGUGUCCAUAAGCGGGCACGAUUUGCUGAGCAUCACCUAUGGGUAACCAAGUAUCGAGACGGCGAUCUUUGGGCAGGCGGUUUGUGGACAAACCAAAGCUUAAACGAAAUCGAUGGUGUGGCUGACUAUGCAGCUCGGAACGAGAAUGUUCGCAAUGAAGAUAUUGUGAUCUGGCACACCUAUGGUCUGACACAUCAUCCGAGGGUAGAAGACUAUCCGGUAAUGCCAGUGGAGGCAAUUUCCGUCUCAUUACACCCGGCCGACUUUUUCGACAAGAAUCCUGCAUCGGACGUCCCUGUAUCGACACAGUCUGCGAACAGCAGCGUUUUGGUUCCGUACAAUGGAACCUCUUCCAGUGACAUUUUUUGA
Messenger RNA from Talaromyces proteolyticus, 2040 nucleotides. Its product is annotated as copper amine oxidase. The record is from RefSeq and is a predicted model, not a curated record. NCBI's taxonomy places the organism in Eukaryota, Fungi, Ascomycota, Eurotiomycetes, Eurotiales, Trichocomaceae. Gene Ontology annotation, biological process: amine metabolic process. The transcript has 5 exons. Gene Ontology annotation, molecular function: primary methylamine oxidase activity; copper ion binding; quinone binding. Bases 1 to 2040 code for a protein of 679 amino acids.